AUUAUUAUUGAUAUUCGUCUAGGAACGUAACGUGAGGUUGCGUGUGCUUUUUACUGUUUAUUGCAGGUUUAUCACGUCAGUCAAACGUUAUUUCAUACCAUAUUCAUAGUCCUGAGAUACGGUGCAGCCAUGUCCAAAAGACGAAUCGAAGUGCUGGACCCUUUUAUUAAAAAACGGAGAGAGGAAAAGGGAAUCCUGGAUGAAGGGGCGUCUUCUAGCAAAAGCGACUCGAAUAACCUGUUAAGUACGAAUAGUUCUUCAGGGAAGGUGAAUCCGUUAAAUGGACAAAUAUAUUCGCAAAAUUAUUUUAAUCUGUACAAGAAACGCAUCACUUUACCAGUUUUCGAGUAUCGAGCAGAUUUUAUGCGUCUUUUAGCAGAAAAUCAGUGUAUUGUACUGGUUGGUGAAACAGGUUCUGGCAAAACAACGCAGAUUCCACAAUGGUGCGUGGAUUUUGCUAGAGCGAGUAGCCAUAAAGGAGUAGCCUGUACUCAACCACGACGAGUGGCAGCGAUGUCUGUGGCCCAACGCGUUUCUGAAGAAAUGGAUGUAGUGCUGGGAAUUGAAGUGGGCUAUAGCAUUCGUUUUGAGGAUUGUUCUUCACCGCAAACAAUACUUAAAUAUAUGACAGAUGGUAUGUUACUACGUGAAGGAAUGAGCGAUCCAAUGUUAGAAGCUUAUCAGGUCAUUCUUCUGGACGAAGCUCAUGAACGUACCUUGGCAACUGAUUUAUUAAUGGGAGUUCUAAAGGAAGUAAUUCGUCAGCGCAAAGAUUUGAAAUUAGUUAUUAUGUCGGCUACUUUAGACGCAGGCAAAUUUCAACAAUAUUUUGAUAACGCACCAUUGAUGAACGUACCUGGUCGCACACACCCGGUGGAAAUAUUCUAUACUCCUGAACCGGAAAGAGAUUAUUUAGAAGCCGCAAUUCGAACUGUCAUCCAAAUCCAUAUGUGUGAAGAUAUCGAGGGAGAUGUUCUUAUGUUUCUUACUGGUCAAGAAGAAAUUGAAGAAGCUUGUAAAAGAGUAAAACGAGAAAUAGAUAACCUCGGGCCAGAAGUUGGCGAAUUGAAGUGCAUUCCGUUAUAUUCUUCUUUACCACCGAAUAUGCAGCAAAAAAUUUUUGAGCCAGCCCCACCAAAAAGGUCGAAUGGAGCCAUCGGUCGAAAAGUAGUCAUUUCUACAAAUAUUGCCGAAACAUCAUUGACUAUAGACGGCGUAGUUUUUGUGAUUGAUCCUGGAUUUUCAAAACAAAAAGUGUAUAACCCACGCAUUCGUGUGGAAAGUUUGCUUGUUUCCCCUAUUAGUAAAGCCUCCGCACAGCAACGAGCUGGUCGAGCUGGUCGUACCAGACCAGGAAAAUGUUUUCGACUUUAUACGGAAAAGGCAUAUAAAACGGAAAUGCAGGAAAAUACUUAUCCAGAGAUUUUGAGAUCCAAUUUAGGAACAGUCGUUCUACAACUUAAAAAGCUUGGUAUUGAUGAUUUGGUUCAUUUUGAUUUUAUGGAUCCACCGGCUCCAGAAACACUGAUGCGAGCACUUGAAUUAUUGAAUUACCUAGCAGCCCUAGAUGAUGAUGGAAACCUCACCGACCUUGGAGCAGUCAUGGCUGAAUUUCCACUGGAUCCGCAAUUAGCUAAGAUGUUAAUUGCAAGCUGUAACCACAAUUGUUCAAAUGAAAUCCUGUCAAUAACUGCGAUGUUGUCUGUCCCGCAGUGUUUCGUACGUCCGAACGAGAUGAAAAAGGCUGCAGACGACGCGAAGAAACGCUUUGCCCAUCUUGACGGCGAUCAUUUGACUCUCUUAAACGUUUAUCAUGCGUUCAAACAAAAUAAUGAAGAUCCUAGUUGGUGCUACGAUAAUUUUAUUAACUACCGCUCAUUAAAGUCAGCCGAUAAUGUACGUCAACAGUUAUCUCGAAUUAUGGAUCGUUUCAAUUUGAAACGUACGAGUACCGACUUCAACACGACCAACUACUAUUUCAAUAUUCGGAAAGCAUUGGUACAAGGAUUCUUUAUGCAGGUGGCAUAUCUGGAACAAACGAAGCACUACGUUACUAUUAAAGAUAAUCAGAUAGUACAGCUGCAUCCGUCUACUUGCUUAGGUCACAGGCCAAAUUGGGUUAUGUACAACGAAUUUGUAUUAACGACCAAAAACUACAUUCGUACAGUUACGGAUGUUAAACCGGAAUGGUUACUAUUAAUUGCACCACAAUACUACGAUAUGAAUAAUUUUCCAGAAUGCGAAGCCAAACGUCAACUGGAAGUGAUAGGAGCUAAACUUGAAUCAAAGCAGUAUCAACAGGGUUUCUAGCUCAGUUUAUACAUUCUUCAGUUAGAUACUACAUAUUUUUGUUUUAACUCCGAUGUACCUUUACACUUGCUUAGUUUUGCAUUUUUCCCAAUCUUCUCAGUAAUUGUAAUGAAACUGUCCUAUUGAAUAAAAAAUUGCACUGUAUCUGAUUACAUACUUGAUACAUAUUCGUUACAAAUAGUUACACGAAUUGCUGUUAAGAAUAAAGAUAUCAGUUUCGAUGCAUAACAUGGAAGGCAUUUCUCAUUAUUAAGGUGGGAUCACAUUCUUAACUAAACUAUUGUUUAAUAUAUCGUUCCGCGCAACUGGUAAUACAAUCAAACCUCGAAAUAGUACAACAAAUA
Molecule: messenger RNA, 2654 nt
Organism: Sabethes cyaneus
Lineage: Eukaryota; Metazoa; Arthropoda; Insecta; Diptera; Culicidae
Gene: Dhx15
Product: putative pre-mRNA-splicing factor ATP-dependent RNA helicase PRP1
Exons: 8
Coding region: 130-2310 (726 amino acids)
Cellular component (GO): spliceosomal complex; intracellular anatomical structure
Molecular function (GO): RNA helicase activity; ATP binding; RNA binding
Source: RefSeq, a predicted model, not a curated record